Molecule: messenger RNA, 3011 nt
Organism: Molossus molossus (Pallas's mastiff bat)
Lineage: Eukaryota; Metazoa; Chordata; Mammalia; Chiroptera; Molossidae
Gene: ZNRF3
Product: zinc and ring finger 3
Exons: 9
Coding region: 1-2817 (938 amino acids)
Biological process (GO): ubiquitin-dependent protein catabolic process; Wnt receptor catabolic process; negative regulation of canonical Wnt signaling pathway
Molecular function (GO): ubiquitin protein ligase activity; frizzled binding
Source: RefSeq, a predicted model, not a curated record
AUGAGGCCGCGCUCGGGCGGGCGCCCAGGGGCCCCGGGCCGCCGCCGCCGCCGCCUCCGCCGCCGACCCCGCGGUCCCCGCGGCCCCCGCGGCCACCGCCUGCCGCCGCCGCCGCCGCUGCCGCUGCUGCUCGGGUUGCUGCUGGCGGCCGCGGGGCCCGGCUCGGCGCGGGCCAAGGAGACGGCGUUCGUGGAGGUGGUGCUGUUCGAGUCGAGCCCGAGCGGCGACUACACCACCUACACCACCGGCCUCACGGGCCGCUUCUCGCGGGCCGGGGCCACGCUCAGCGCGGAGGGCGAGAUCGUGCAGAUGCACCCACUGGGCCUAUGUAAUAACAAUGACGAAGAGGACUUGUAUGAAUAUGGCUGGGUAGGAGUGGUGAAGCUGGAACAGCCAGAAUUGGACCCAAAACCAUGCCUCACUGUCCUGGGCAAGGCCAAGCGAGCAGUGCAGCGGGGAGCCACUGCAGUCAUCUUUGAUGUGUCUGAAAACCCAGAAGCUAUCGACCAGCUAAACCAGGGCUCAGAAGACCCACUCAAGAGGCCAGUGGUGUAUGUGAAGGGCGCAGAUGCCAUCAAGCUGAUGAACAUCGUCAACAAACAGAAAGUGGCUCGAGCAAGGAUUCAACACCGUCCCCCUCGACAACCCACGGAAUACUUUGACAUGGGGAUUUUCCUGGCUUUCUUUGUCGUGGUCUCCUUGGUCUGCCUCAUCCUCCUUGUCAAAAUCAAGCUAAAACAGCGACGCAGUCAGAAUUCCAUGAACAGGCUAGCUGUGCAGGCUCUGGAGAAGAUGGAAACCAGAAAGUUCAACUCCAAGAACAAGGGGCGCCGGGAAGGGAGCUGCGGGGCCCUGGACACACUCAGCAGCAGCUCCACGUCUGACUGUGCCAUCUGCCUUGAGAAGUACAUCGACGGAGAGGAGCUGCGGGUUAUCCCCUGUACUCACCGCUUUCACAGGAAGUGCGUGGACCCAUGGCUGCUGCAGCACCACACCUGUCCCCAUUGUCGGCACAAUAUCAUAGAGCAAAAGGGAAACCCAAGCACUGUAUGCGUGGAGACCAGCAACCUCGCACGCAACCGGCAGCAGAGGGUGAUCUUGCCGGUGCACUACCCUGGCCGCGUGCACAGGACCAACGCCAUCCCAGCCUACCCUACGAGGACAAGCAUGGACUCUCACGGGAACCCCGUCACCCUGCUGACUGUGGACCGGCAUGGGGAGCAGAGCCUCUAUUCACCACAGACCCCCACCUACAUCCGAGGCUACCCACCCCUCCACCAGGACCACACCCUGGCUCCUCACCGCUGUGGCCUGGAGCACCGGGCCUACUCACCAGCCCACCCCUUCCGCAGGCCCAAGUUCAGUGGCCGCAGCUUCUCCAAGGCAGCUUGCUUCUCCCAGUAUGAGACCAUGUACCAACACUACUACUUCCAGGGCCUUAGCUACCCUGAGCAGGAGGGACAGGGCCCACCCAGCCUCGUUCCCAGGGGCCCGUCCCGUGCCUUUCCCCCGAGUGGCAGUGGCAGCCUGCUCUUCCCCACUGUGGUGCAUAUGGCCCCGCCCUCCCACCUGGAGAGUGGCAGCACAUCCAGCUUCAGCUGCUACCAUGGCCACCGCUCAGUGUGUAGUGGCUACCUGGCUGACUGCCCGGCCAGCGACAGCAGCAGCAGCAGCAGCUCUGGCCAGUGCCACUGCUCUUCCAGCGACUCGGUGGUAGACUGCACUGAGGUCAGCAACCAGGGCGUGUAUGGGAGCUGCUCCACCUUCCGCAGCUCUCUCAGCAGCGACUAUGACCCCUUCAUCUAUCGCAGCCGGAGCCCCUGUCGCACUAGCGAUGUAGGGGCCUCAGGCAGCUCGGGUCGGGGGCCUGUUGUACACCUUGAGGGCUCCCCGCCGCCUGAGGAGCUCCCGGCAGCCCACAGUCAAGGUGCUGGGCGGGGAGAGCCUUGGCCUGGCCCUGCCUCUCCCUCGGGGGACCAGCUGUCCACCUGCAGCCUAGAGAUGAACUACAGCAGCAACUCCUCUCUGGAGCACAGGGGGCCCAACAGCUCUACCUCAGAAGUGGGGCUUGAGGCUUCUGGGGCCACCCCAGACCUCAGGAGGACCUGGAAGGGGGGCCAUGAGGGGCCAUCAUGUGCCUGCUGCUGCGAGCCCCAGCCCUCCGCACUGGAGCCCAGCGUAGGAGUGGCUGGGGGCGGCACCUUGUUCCUGGGCCCUCCCCUCUGUGAGGGCUGUGGCCCCACAGGUGUGGAGUCACAGCCGGGUAGCUCCCAGGGCCUGUGUGGCCUUCACCCAGACCAUUUGCCCAGGACAGAUGGGGUGAAAUAUGAGGGCCUGCCCUGCUGCUUCUAUGAAGAGAAGCAGGUGGCCCACAGUGGCAGAGGGGGCAGCAGCUUCUACACUGAGGACUGCUCGGUGAGUGUGCAGUACACACUUGCCCAAGAGCCCCCACCCAGCUGCCACCCAGGGGCCCGGGACUUGAGCCAGCGCAUCCCCAUCAUUCCGGAGGAUGUGGACUGUGACUUGGGCCUGCCCUCAGACUGCCAAGGAACCCAUGGCCUUGGUCCCUGGGGUGGGACACUGGGCCCCGACACCCUGCAGCCCCACAGGAGCCUGGGAGGAGCCCAGGAAGGAGAGGGGGUUCUGUGCUGCCAGCCCAGGGCACCACUGCCACCUGUCUGCCCUCUGGAGAAGGCAGGAGCUGCCAGGGCCAGCUUCCCCAGUGCCUCCCAGGACACUCAGGAGUCCAACACCACAGCUGCUGAGGCUGCAGGACAGCGAUCUCGCCCAGCAGACAGCGGCAGCACAGGAGCCUGAGCCCAGAAGGAACUCUGUGGAAAUGGGAACUGUACGGAGACUUCAAACUCUGACUUAUUCAGAAAAAAAAAUUUUUUUUUAGCUUUGACAAACACACAAAAGUGGUAAUAAAGAGAGCCCUCCUUCUCAACCCAAAAUGUGAGCCCCUUGGGGCAACCCCCCAUCCCAUUAACAAACCAACAGACAAAAUUCUC